UCUGCAGACACGAUGAGGCGAGUGGUACGACAAAGCAAGUUUCGGCAUGUAUUUGGACAAGCAGUAAAAAAUGACCAGUGCUAUGAUGACAUCCGGGUUUCUCGUGUGACCUGGGAUAGUUCCUUUUGUGCUGUCAAUCCCAGAUUUGUUGCCAUAAUCAUAGAAGCGAGUGGGGGAGGAGCAUUCCUCGUGCUGCCUUUGCAUAAGACUGGUCGAAUUGACAAAUCCUACCCUACAGUAUGUGGCCACACAGGACCAGUGCUGGACAUAGAUUGGUGCCCACAUAACGAUCAAGUCAUUGCCAGCGGUUCAGAGGACUGUACGGUUAUGGUAUGGCAGAUUCCAGAAAAUGGACUCACCCUUUCUCUGACUGAACCUGUGGUGGUUUUAGAAGGCCACUCAAAGAGAGUUGGCAUUGUGGCCUGGCAUCCGACAGCCCGCAACGUGCUUCUUAGCGCAGGCUGUGAUAAUGCCAUCAUCAUCUGGAACGUGGGGACCGGGGAAGCUCUUAUAAACUUGGAUGAUAUGCAUUCAGACAUGAUUUACAAUGUGAGCUGGAACCGGAAUGGCAGCCUGAUCUGCACAGCUUCCAAAGACAAGAAAGUGAGAGUCAUCGAUCCUAGGAAACAAGAGAUUGUUGCUGAGAAGGAGAAAGCACAUGAAGGAGCAAGACCCAUGAGAGCCAUCUUCCUGGCCGAUGGCAAUGUCUUCACCACUGGGUUCAGCCGCAUGAGCGAGCGGCAGCUGGCCCUCUGGAACCCGAAAAACAUGCAGGAACCGAUUGCUCUUCAUGAAAUGGAUACCAGCAAUGGGGUGCUGCUGCCCUUCUAUGACCCCGACACCAGUAUCAUUUACUUAUGUGGAAAGGGUGACAGCAGUAUCCGCUAUUUUGAGAUCACGGAUGAAUCCCCGUAUGUCCACUACCUCAACACGUUCAGCAGCAAGGAGCCUCAGAGAGGGAUGGGUUACAUGCCCAAGAGAGGACUUGAUGUUAACAAAUGUGAGAUUGCCAGGUUCUUCAAACUUCACGAGAGAAAGUGUGAGCCUAUUAUCAUGACUGUACCCAGGAAGUCUGACCUUUUCCAAGAUGACCUGUAUCCUGACACAGCGGGGCCAGAAGCUGCACUGGAGGCAGAAGAGUGGUUUGAGGGGAAGAAUGCAGAUCCCAUCCUCAUCUCCUUGAAGCAUGGGUACAUUCCAGGCAAAAACAGGGAUCUCAAGGUGGUCAAGAAGAACAUUCUGGAUAACAAGCCCACUGCAAACAAGAAGUGCGACCUGAUCAAUGUCUCCAAGAAAAUCACAGACACAGCUAGUGUGCAAAAUGAAGCCAAGUUGGAUGAGAUUUUAAAAGAGAUCAAAUCUAUAAAAGACACAAUCUGCAAUCAAGAUGAGCGUAUUUCCAAGUUAGAACAGCAGAUGGCGAAGAUAGCAGCCUGAAGGCCCCACCCCCACCCCUCCAAGAAAUGGGAGCAAGAACUUGUGCUUGGUAGCUGGUUGUUGGUGUGGUCCUCGGGAGGGCGGAACGGGAGGCACUGCCAUUUGGAGACAUUCCAUUUCAGAUUUGUCAACCAGCGAUAGGCCACAUUCCAGUAAGAACUCAAUUCGUCUCCCAAAUUUACAGAAACAAAACUUGAUUUAAAAGCUGAGCUUUUUAUCAGAAAGCUUUUUUGAUGUUUUAAGUGUUAUGUGACUUGUUGAACUUUUAAAAGACAAAAGUGCUACUUUUAAAAUCCCAGAUACUCUGAAUUUUGGAAAACAAACCAACUCUGAUUCAGCGUCAUGCCCAAGUACCUUUUUUUUUAUGAGUAGGGACCAAUGCCACAUUGCUUUUUAUAUUUCUUUCUUUUUUAAUGUUGCCAAAACCAAAAGUAACUUUUUUUUUUCUUUAUAUUUUGCUACUUUGCAGUAUUUGUGUGCGGGUUUUUUUUUUUUUUCCUUAAUUUGAAAGGGACAGCACUGUGUAUGUUUAUAAACUAAAUGAAGA
Galeopterus variegatus (Sunda flying lemur) is the source of this 1984-nucleotide messenger RNA. It is a transcript of the gene CORO1C, whose product is annotated as coronin, actin binding protein, 1C. The transcript has 10 exons. Gene Ontology annotation, molecular function: actin filament binding. NCBI's taxonomy places the organism in Eukaryota, Metazoa, Chordata, Mammalia, Dermoptera, Cynocephalidae. Gene Ontology annotation, biological process: neural crest cell migration; actin filament organization. The coding region runs from base 13 to 1437 and encodes 474 amino acids. The record is from RefSeq and is a predicted model, not a curated record.